Messenger RNA from Xenopus laevis (African clawed frog), 541 nucleotides. Its product is annotated as protein kinase C theta type-like. The record is from RefSeq and is a predicted model, not a curated record. The transcript has 2 exons. NCBI's taxonomy places the organism in Eukaryota, Metazoa, Chordata, Amphibia, Anura, Pipidae. The coding region runs from base 21 to 353 and encodes 110 amino acids.
AACUGUUCUUUGUAUUUCAGAUGGUCCAGUGUCACAUCUAUAAUUCAGCAGUAGACUGGUGGGCUUUUGGGAUUGUCUUGUGCAAAAUGGCCACCGGAAGAUCACCUUUUUAUGAAGGCCGUAAAGCAGAGAAAUGCAUCCAUUUUAUCCUCAAUUGCCAGCCCAGCUAUUCAGAACAGCUCAGUACAGAACUGCAAGAUCUUCUGGAAAAGCUCCUAAAGAAGAAGCCAUACCAGCGGCUUGGGUUCAAGGGGGAUAUAAGGAGACACCCCUUUUUCAAAUCCAUUAACUGGAUCGAAGCAGAAAGUCAAAAGCUUAAACCACCUUUCCAGCCAGAACCUGUAAGUAUAUGACUGAAAUAUUGUGAAACCAUGGAUUCGAAGCUACACUCUUUAGUUUAUCUAACAGUUCAGCACACUAGAUAUCCAGCAAUAUGUCUGUCUUUAUGCACCUAUAUAACAGGAAGAGCUCUAGACGUGAACUACCUAUUGUACCUUUUGUAUGAUAAAGACUACAAACACAGUUUACUAUUUUGGACCUA